Anopheles nili is the source of this 478-nucleotide messenger RNA. Its product is annotated as protein PBDC1. The record is from RefSeq and is a predicted model, not a curated record. Gene Ontology annotation, cellular component: cytoplasm. Lineage: Eukaryota; Metazoa; Arthropoda; Insecta; Diptera; Culicidae. The transcript has a single exon. The coding region runs from base 17 to 478 and encodes 153 amino acids.
CUUAACCGCUAUAACUAUGGACGUGCUUUCGCGACCAGCAGAAGAAUUUAUCAACGAUGGCACGGUGGAGGAACUGUGGGCUCUAAAGGCAGUUGAACACGCCGAGGUACAUUUCAAUCUCUUGUGCAGUGUGGAUCCUCGCCUACUUCAUCUGACUCCGUACGACGAUGAAAUAUAUGAGCAAUUUCGGCGAAUGUUCCCCGACAUGGACGUACGAGUUCUGAACGAAACUGAACUCAAAAAUUCGGACGGAAAGACUAAGUGGAGGGCCUACAUGGAAAAAUUUAACCGGCUGGAGGAUUACAGCUACGGUACGUUGCUGCGAGCUGACGCAGGGGAAGAAUUCCGGCCAGAGAACGCUAUCCUGGUGGUAAGGAUCCAGUUUUGGGCGAUUGAGGUGGCGCGAAACCGGGAAGGCCAUAAUGAUCAAGUUAGAGUGAAAUUCCGUGGAACCAAUACAAAUAGAGACAUCGAAUAA